GCGAGAUUGUUGCCAUGGCGUAUUCCACCUUCCGGAAAGUGGCUCUGGCUUCUUGCUUAGUGUUAUGCGUAUCGCUGCUCCUGCCGAAGCUUCUCCGUUCACGGGGUUGGAGGCAGCCGGAUCCCUCCACGGUCGCCCCGUCCACUGCCACGCUCGAGGGGAAAAGCAGUAGCUACUUUCCCCCAACAGCACAGAUGUCUCCAGAAGUCAGGCCACCUGCUUCCCAGUUUCCAAGAUCCCACCUUGCUGAGGCUGUUGCCAAAGCCAAGGGUGGAGGUGGCGGAGGAGGUGGAGGCAGUGGUACUGGGAGAGGUCUUGUAGGACAGGUCAUCCCAAUAUAUGGAUUUGGGAUCCUGUUAUACAUCCUAUACAUUCUGUUUAAGCUUUCUUCUAAGGGGAUGGUCUCAACUGCUGAGCAUAAAUGUCCUCCUUCAACACCUGGAAAUAAAAACCGGAAGAUCACUGACUAUGAACUUGCUCAGCUUCAAGAUAAACUGAGAGAGACUGAACAAGCCAUGGAAAAAAUAAUCAACAGAGUGGGACCCAACUGUGAAAGCAGGUCCCCAAAUGUCACAACUGAUCAGGAGAAAAGGCUUCUUCAACAACUCCGGGAAAUUACUAAAGUCAUGAAAGAAGGCAAACUCAUUGACAGCAUCUCCCCGGAGAAAGAAGCAGAAGAGGCUCCUUAUAUGCAAGACUGGGAAGUGAACAAUAGCUCUGCAGCAGGAUCUGAGAAGAACCAGCAGACCACAUUCAGUGCUCAGAGUGGGACUGGCCAUAACUUUGAGGAGUGCUACUGUUACCACUAUGAUGAUGAUGAUCCUGCUGUUCUAGCAGAAAAUGCAGGAUUCUUCUCCGAUAGCUGCAGUGAAACAGAAGAAGUAGUUAAAGAGGAGCUGCUGUUGGACUGCGAUUAUGGAAAUAUGGUAUCCACAGAGCAAAAUGAUGAAAAUCCUGAUGAAAUUGGUAUCCUAAGAAAGCGAAACACAAAAGGCACCGAGUUGCUAGGACACUGAGGAUUGUGUACAAACGUGUCACCUGCACAGACUCUGAUCUUUGCUUUUAGGACCAAGCUUAACUUCUGUGUUGUGUGCCCAGUUGAAAUCUUGCAACAGUAUUAAUUGUCUCCCUUGCUAUGGCUUCCAAAGAUUUGAAAACAAGAUAAUUUUACAUAGUUUUUCUAUGCCUUUUUCUUCAGCUUUUGUCUUCAAGACUGCAGCGUAGAUUCACUGUGUUGCCUAGCCCCGUAAAAAGUGCAAAAAGCAAUCCAAGGAAAGGGGAUGUUCUCAUUUUUUUUCCUCAGUAUUUAUGUAAUAAGAGCAAAACAUGUCCUACAUAAAUUGAUGUGGUUCAUUUUUAGUAACAUAUAAGGGCAGCAAACGAUCAAUACAUUUAAUCAUUAUAUAAGUAGUACAGUUUAGAUAGAUUUCUUGGCUCAUUUUGCUAAGAGAGAAAACAUUUCAUAUCUUAAAAUGAAGAAAUUACAGCAUGCAAAAGAUAUUUCAUAGGCCAUUUGGUUGAUAUAGUGGUUUGAUUCAAAUUUCCAAUCUCUGAAGAGAUGUGAAAUAUCAAAUUUAAUUGGAUGUUAAGACUGUCCAGUGAUCUGGAUUUAAAUAAGAACAGAUUUGUUGGAUCACACAUAAUAGUAUAACACCAUCCUGUGACUCAUUAAAAUGGUCUCAUUUUAUAGGCCCAUGCAGCUGCAAUCAUGCAAUCCUGGGAAUAAAUGUGAUUGCUUCCUAAGCAAGUUUACAGACACCGAGACACACCCAAUACUUGUGGGUCAAAUUUGAAGCAUUGCACAUCGAUAUUGGAUGCUUGUG
Molecule: messenger RNA, 1823 nt
Organism: Thamnophis elegans (Western terrestrial garter snake)
Lineage: Eukaryota; Metazoa; Chordata; Lepidosauria; Squamata; Natricidae
Gene: RIC3
Product: RIC3 acetylcholine receptor chaperone
Exons: 6
Coding region: 15-1016 (333 amino acids)
Biological process (GO): protein localization to cell surface; synaptic transmission, cholinergic
Cellular component (GO): neuronal cell body; neuron projection; intracellular membrane-bounded organelle
Source: RefSeq, a predicted model, not a curated record